GCUCCUGCCACUACUUGCAAACUGACUGAACAAUGCGGCUCCGCGAUUCUUCUAUGUUUCCAUGGAAAUUUCUCUAUUUUAUCCUCUCCGACGGUCAGAUGUAGGGGACGCCCUGGUCUUUGACACCACCCCUCUCAUCUCUUGCCUGGUGUAAUAAUUCAUGACGACCGCCCCUGCUCAGCGAAAACCUUACAGCGGUCGUCACCGAAAGUUGGUGAUGUCCUUUGAUCUGGGAACCACUUUCAGCGGUAUCUCGUAUAGUAUACUUGAUCCUGGAAUUGUUCCAGAGAUAAACGGAGUGACAAGGUUCCCUUUUCAAGAUGCUGGUAGCGAUGCCAAGAUACCAACGAUCAUGUACUACGAUGCAUUCGGGAAUCUUAGAGCUGUAGGUGCAGAGACACAACAUCCGUCUGUAGAAGAAGCUGCCCUGGCAGAGGGGUGGAUGAAGUACUGCGAAUUCAAAUUGCACUUUGGGCCUCAAACAGCGUCGGAGUGCCUGCAACAACUUUCUCCUCUAAAAGAGAUUACGACGCUCUUCGCCGACUUUUAUACUUACUUAUACACUUGCGCCAAGUCCUUCGUGCAAGAAACUCAUCAUAUCUCGUCCUCCGAAUGGUCCAGUCUGGAAGGCGGUAUUCACUUUGUACUCGCACACCCGAACGGCUGGGAAGGCGAACAUCAAAACAAAAUGAGAGAUGCGAUGAUAGCUGCUAGGCUUAUCAGCAAUGGUGAACAAGAUCAUUCGCGCGUGUCUUUCGUCACCGAAGGCGAGGCUAGUCUUCACUUUUGUUUAAACAAAGGCCUCUCGCGAUACACCUCGAAUGAAGACGGUGUCAUCAUUGUUGAUGCUGGAGGUGGAACUGUUGACAUUAGUACAUACUCCAGGGCUGGUGCGUCCGAAAGCAAUCGAUGUUUCGAAGAGAUCACUAUCCCCCAGUGUCGAUUAUCGGGCUCCGUGUUCGUUACCAGGAAAGCUCAGAUUUAUCUUCAAGACAAAUUAAAAGGAACCUCUUACGCUGAGAUGGUCGAUACUAUUGCUGAUUACUUCGACAAGACGGCGAAGUUACGAUUCAGGAAUGCUGAAGAGCCAGCAUAUAUCCAGUUUGGUACCAUUCGAGACAAUGACCCUGCUCUAGGUAUCCGUGGAGGGAGACUUGCAUUGCCCGGGAGCACUGUUGCUGGAUUUUUCGAGCCAUCUUUAAAUGAUAUCAUUCAAGCUAUCAACUAUCAGCGUUUGACAUCGCCCAAAAAUAUAUCUGCUGUAUUCCUCGUCGGAGGAUUCGCUGCCAGCAAUUUUAUCUACGCGAAAUUACGUGCGCGCCUUCAAUCCAUUGGUAUACAACUUUCUCGUCCCGAUAGCCAUGUCAACAAGGCCGUCGCAGAUGGUGCUGUCUCUUUCUAUAUUGAUCAUGCGGUGAAUGCCAGGAUGUCGAGAUACAACUUUGGGGGAAAGGAGUUCACCUCUUACGAAGAAUCGAUCCCUGAGCACCGACAUCGCUCAGAUAAGGCCUAUAUAGCCGCCAACGGCGAACUGUCUUUGGGAGAUCAAUUUGAACCUAUUCUUCCCAAAGGUAUUCUAGUGUCUGAGACGACAGAGUUCAGGCGCACCUACCAUAUGUACUCCGAGACCCUAGAGGACUUGACAUCGAUAUCAGAUGAUAUAAUCUGUUAUAGAGGCUCGAAGAUAGAUCCGCGCUGGAUGGACACCGAUGAAGUGCUUUGCACAAUUACGGCCGAUACUCAACAGGCAGCGAAAACACUCAAACCUCAACGUGGACCCGAUGGAAGGAUAUUCUACAGGCUUGACUACGAUGUCGUCUUGCUUUUCGGUCUUACAGAGCUGCAGGCAUACUGUGUCCUGGAGGGGAGAGAGAAAAGGCAAGAUGAAUUUUCAUUUCACUCAGAGUCUCUCCGAUCUCACCGCUACUAUCGCAGAGGUCCCGCUCGUAUUAUCUAUUCCCAGCAUCUCUAA
Molecule: messenger RNA, 1972 nt
Organism: Desarmillaria tabescens
Lineage: Eukaryota; Fungi; Basidiomycota; Agaricomycetes; Agaricales; Physalacriaceae
Exons: 13
Coding region: 161-1972 (603 amino acids)
Source: RefSeq, a predicted model, not a curated record